This is a messenger RNA of Cynoglossus semilaevis (tongue sole), 3796 nucleotides long. RefSeq lists its product as uncharacterized. The record is from RefSeq and is a predicted model, not a curated record. Gene Ontology annotation, biological process: regulation of gene expression. NCBI's taxonomy places the organism in Eukaryota, Metazoa, Chordata, Actinopteri, Pleuronectiformes, Cynoglossidae. The transcript has 8 exons. Bases 125 to 3571 code for a protein of 1148 amino acids. Gene Ontology annotation, cellular component: nucleus.
GGGAAUCUACAGUCAGUAACAGAGAGACGAGUUUAGAAAAUAAAUUUCAUCCAAAUUGUCGGCACAACCACUUUCCAUCUAUUGCAAACGGUACAAAGAUUUAUUUGUCAGUGUUGUCUUCAUAAUGGCUGACGCUAUCGUGACAUUUCAAUCUCAGCUCUCCGGUGUUAUGGAGACGGUCUUUAAGGCUGCUAUGUAUGAGAUCACUCGGCUGGUUGAGGAAAGUUUCUUGGUCGAGGUGACACAAUGCAGGGAGCAAGUGGAGUCUCUGAAGAGAAGACUGAAACGGUCUGAGAGUCGAAGGAAGGAGAGUGAAGGAGAUAAGAGGCUGGAGCAGAGGUGUGCCGACUGUGGGAGACUGGGAAUUUCGGACGAGGAAAAAUUUCGAGCAGAAGAUAAAUGCUUGAAACUGGAGAGUGUGAUUCACGAAAGGAUAGGGAGCUCCCAGGACACUGAUAUAGAGACGGAUAACAGCGAUGUGGACCAGACAAAAGUUGAUGCUGAAAGCCCCUCAGGGGCAACAGAUUCUGGUGUACAAGAUGAAAAGCUAGAUAGACUGUUGAAGGAAGAAACGCUUCACCUUUCAUUAGACACCAAUGGGACUCAAGAAAAAUGGGUGGUUAAUGUAGAUGAAACAGAUACAUCAGGUUUGCCUGGACCCAGUAAACGCUUCAUUGACCAAAAGAUUCCUAAGUGCCACGGGAAUUGGGAAGACAGCUUUGAGCAGAAGGCACAAUCAGAGCGACAUGAAAACUCAGGCGACCCAUCUGAUCCACUGUUCCAGAGCAGAUAUGGCAUGGAGGACCUGGGCAGCUAUGACAAAACUGCUGGUUAUGUCGAUGCUGGCAUGAUGGAAAUGAGCAACUUAGAUGGGUUCCAAGGAUCACCAUCAAACCUCGGCAAGGAGCUGAACUACAUGGAGCAUUUUGAAGAGGGUGUGGAGGCCCUCGGAGGAACAGGGCAUCAAGCCUAUCAAACAGGUACCCCACGGAGUAGAAGGCCUACAGUCAGCUUACAACCAGGAUCACCCUCGAAGGCUAACAUUGAUGUCAGUGGAGAAUUAAGCUGUUUGUUGAUUAAUGAGGAAGGUUAUUUACAGGAUCCAGGUUUGUUGUACUCGGAUCAUGUGUCUGAGGACAACGAUGGUAGAUUCCAGGGGCAGGGUAAUCGAACUCAGUCCUCUUUACACAGCGCCGAGGACAUUUGUAAUGUCUCAAAUACCUAUAAUGAUAAUUUUGACCUGGUAGAGAAGAACAAGAGUCAGACAGGAGGGAGAAGUGGGAGGAAACAUUACGUUUGUCAGCAGUGUUCCAUGUCAUUCCCUGACUCCCCUUCACUCAAGGCUCAUAAACAGACUCACAGAGGCAGUGGACAAGGGUCACCGUACUCUUGUGGCCAAUGCGGAAAAACCUUUACUCAGGCGUCUAGUCUCAGAGUCCACCAGAGGAUACAUGCAGGCGAGGGUCAUCUGUGCACUCACUGUGGAAAAGGUUUUCCUUACUUCUCAGAUUUGAAAAGACACAACUGUGUUCAGACGGGGGACAAACCAUACUGCUGCUCCGUGUGUGGGAAUAAAUUCAGCCGCCUGUGGAAUCUUAAGCUGCACAGGAGAAUUCACACGCAGGAAAAACCUCACCGUUGUUCAGUGUGUGAAAAGAGCUUCACUCGGGCGGACAUACUAAAGGUUCACCAGCGCACUCACACGGGAGAGAGACCAUACUGCUGCUCCAUCUGUGGCCUCAGCUUUAAAAGACUGGAUCAUCUUAAAUCACACCAGCGUAAACACAGUUGCCAAGUUCACACCUGGUGGGGUUGGCCGUCUGAUUCUCCUACAAACCCGACCACCUUUUGUAUACCCGUGUUAACACCCGAUCACGAGUCCAUCAUGUCAAACUUGGAGACUCUUCUGGCCGCUUUUCAGACCCAGCUGUCGGAUGUGAUGGAGACUGUGCUUAAAACUGCCAUGUUCGAGAUCACGAGGCUGUUGGAGGAAGGGUUUUUGGAGGAGGUGAAGCGAAAGGGACAGGAGGUGCAGUCCCUGAAGAUGAGGCUCCAGUGGACUGAGAAGAAACUGAAUGAUGAGGAGAUCAGCAAAGGUGGACAAGUGACAGGAAGAUGUGUAGACUGUGCCAAGAAGGGCUUGAUACUGUCCACCAACACCGAAGAAGUGACGUCUAACAAGCAACAGGAUGAUGUGUUUAGUGGCCCUUCUGUGAAGAAAGAGGAAAGUUCUGUUGACAGAUGGACCAAAGACCAAACCCUGAACCUAUCAGAGACUCUACCACUGGAGGAGGAUCAUCCAUCUGUCUGUCCAAGCCCAGAUCGGCAAACCCAGGAUUGUCAGGUUCCAGUACCAGUAGAGGAGGUGAUGGAAUCAACUGCAGAUGUGAAGGAAGAAAUCGUCAUUAGGUCGUCUUGUUCAUCGUCGCACGUAGGAGUGUGGACCAGUAAUGUUGAUGGCAAAGCUGGACUUGAAUCUCAAAACGUCUCAGCGCUGAAAGAGAUGCCAACAAAGCAGAGUGAGGAAAAUGACGAGGAAUUAUUGAGGACUUUCAUCAAGUACAGCCCUCAGAGAUCUGCUGCAUGCAGUUAUCCUGCAGAAGUGGAGCACACUCCAGUUUCCACAGAUGUUUCUGGUUCUGAGAUGGACACCAGCUGGACUGGUCUUCUCCAGAAUCACGGGUCAUCUCCUGAAAAGGAUUUUGAUGCAUUAAAAACCUCUUCUGACUCCGCCCCUCUGAGUUCAAUGUCUGAAGACCCUCAAGUGACUGUGCAGACCUCCUCAGCUUUAGGUGUGACUGUUAAACAGGAAGUAAUUCUUCAAUCUGACCAGUGUGAGGGAAGUGAGAGCAUGGAGAAGGAAGCACGGUCCAAGUUUGUGUCACGUCCAGCCAAACAACACAGGCAAAGUUCAGGGUCAUGUAAACAGAACCACAUUUCCCAUAAAGCAGCGGUGCAGGAGGUCAUGAAGGUACAUCCCAAAUCGGCGGUAGGUCUCAAACUGCAAGCUGCCCUCCAGCAACUGCAGAGACCAAUUAAAAAAACGGCCCAGUCUUUCUCCAGCAGUACCACAGCUGUGCUGUCCUUAGGUCAUUCUCCAAGUGCAAACUUAAAUUCUGUCAGCAGAAUUCCUUCCACGUCCAAAACCAACUCCCCGCCUCCACCCUCAGUGCCGCGACCCCGUCUGAGCGACAGACAAGCUGCAGCACUCGGUCGGAACACAGCCUCGUGGAUCGGCAUCAGAUCCCAACAUCAGUCAGCCGGCUCCAAUCACAGCAACCCCGCGCUCCACUCCAGCUCUCACGCUGGCCCCAGGCAUCUCCUGCGCUGCGGUCAGUGUGGAAAGUGCUUUCCACACCCCAGCAACCUGAAAGCUCAUCUGCAGACUCACACCGGGGAGCGGCCUUUCUGCUGCUCUCUCUGCGGUCGCAGCUUCACCAAGCUGAGUAACCUCAAGGCUCACCGCAGAGUCCACACCGGAGAGAGGCCGUACUGCUGCUCGGCCUGUGGCAAACGCUUCACCCAGAAAUGUAACCUGAAACGGCACCAGAGGAUCCAUCUGGACGUAUGAUGUGAGACGGAGACGCUCACGGUUAGGCAGACAGUGUGUUUGUUCAACAGUUACCAAACUUGUGAUCAUGUCUUUCAAAGUGAUUGUGCCAAGUUCUUCCCUACAUUCCUACAAAGUGUUGUUGUUUAACUGAAACCAAAACAAAAAAAAAUCUCUAUGUUCUUUGUAAUGUAUUGUGUGCAUUUGUCACAUACUGUCAAUAAAAUACUAUUUAUUCUGUGAAAA